This is a messenger RNA of Insectozyma verbasci, 363 nucleotides long. NCBI's taxonomy places the organism in Eukaryota, Fungi, Ascomycota, Pichiomycetes, Serinales, Debaryomycetaceae. The record is from the annotation of a GenBank genome assembly.
AUGUAUUAUGAACUAUUUGCUAUUGCACGUAUAACGGAUCCGAUAAAACCAUCAAAAGAAGCACAAAAAAUUGCAUCAACAGUUGGGAAAUUAAUCUUAAAUAAUAGAGGUAUUAUACGUGAUAUAACAAGUAUUGGUAAAAGACCAUUACCUAAAAUAAUAUCAAAAGAUCAAGAAAGACAUUUUCAAGGUUUUAAUUUUAUAAUGGGAUUUGAUUCAAGUUCAAGAGUACAGGAACAAUUAUUAAGAACAUUAAGAAAUGAUCCUAGAAUAUUAAGAGCUGGUAUAAAGAAACAUACAUUAGAUCAUAACUUAAAUCCUGGAAGUUCAAUUGAGAAAGCAUUAAAUGCAAUACCAAAAUAG